UGGCCCUGCUAGCCUCCUCCAACUCAAUUUGUCAAACGCUAUGCGUCAAAAUUCCAGCUAAAUGGAACUAGAAAACAAACUAGACGAAGAUUUCGUCUUCUACCUCGGCUUCGUCAACUCUUACCUUAAACAUGUGCGGGACAAAGACAUUCGCUUUCACUGCGAACAAUGGCUCCAGAAACUGUGCGGAGAGCCGUGUUACGGUAUUGAACAAAAAAGGGGACGUAACAUCUACUUGUCCCAACUACUUCUGUGCAUGCAGACUGGAAUUUUCGGAAAAGAGUUUCAAGUGCCUGUCAAUGAAGUGAACGUAGCCAACGCUAUCGACAUUUUCCAGCUAGCACAGGAGGACGACGCACUGGAGCUUCCCAUUUGGUUGGAGGACAACGAGGCGGAUGUUGGGGCGCGUGGAAAGGACGCGAAACAAGGGAGGACUUACAUGGCUACUAGAACAUUACCGGAUGGACAAGGCGCUUUUGCUUACGUAGCUGUGAGUUUGGAGGAAGAAGAACCCAAAUGGUUAGGAGGAGGCGAAGGCCUCUUCGAUCGGCAUAUGGAACAAAAAUUCAAAGAAGAAGUACCCGAGUACGAAAUGGAGAAGAUCCUCGCGAGGAGAAAGGAUCCAAAAGAGAGAGAAAAAGUUGUCACUUUCUACAAAGUGCUUUUGUCAAAUAUAGAAGAUGAACUAGAUGAGAAAGUCGCGCCUGGGGAGAACGAGACGAUAGUAGGACUUUUAGAUCAAUUGGAGCAAGACUUAAAGGACCGUGGGGAGUUUGAACCUUUCGAAGACUUGAGCCCCGAAAAUCUAAGAAUUGAAAUGCUUUUGCUUCUCCAUGAUAGAAUUCAACUUAGGAUCAACAAGGUGCUCAAACGCGAGGAAAUCCUCGACGAAAUCGAACGCAGCGUCCUCUCAAAAUCGGUGUUUGAAACCUCAGUUACUGCCGAAGACAAGUUCCUGCUACCUGCGUACAUGUGGGAGCAAGCAAUUAACAAAGCUCCAAAUAAGAAACAUCUGGAGAGAUUAUUUGAAGUCUACCCCGCGAUUCUAAUCGAGAAAUUCUUGCAGCUGCUCUCUGACCACAAGGAAGAAAUAGCCAAACGAAUGCAGCGCCGCCACGAGAAUAUCGCUGCCCAAAUGAAGCACGCAUUGCGAAAAGAAGACGAAAAAGGAAAACGAGUAGUCGAUCAAGCUCAAACAUCGUGCAAUCUUGCUUCUCAAAUACACAAAGCAGUGAAGGAAGCAUACACAAAGAGGGCGGAUGCCAUUAAAAAGAACGAACAAAAGACCGCGAUACCCAAAUCUGCACACUCUGAGCUGUACGAUGAGAUGAGAGCUGCAUUGUUUGACACGUAUAAGUCUGUUGAAGUCGAGGCUCAACGAGGAAAGAUGUUGGCGGCUCAAAUUGGAGAGAUUAACGAGCAGACGGAGCAGUGUUCCAAAGUCACUGAGGAGAAUGUAAAGAAGAUCGAGGAGAAGAAUAUGGAUAUAAUGAAGAAUAUCAAGAGGUUAAAUGCUGCUAUUGACAAUCAGCAGAAAAGAAUCGAUCAGGUGCAGAAGGUGGGGAAGAAAGCUAGUGCAGCAGACCAGUUUGACGUCUUCUUCUAAAAAGAUACACAAGUUGUGACGAGAUUUUUCGAUUAAAUAAAGUUUGCAACAUUUA
Messenger RNA from Zophobas morio, 1661 nucleotides. RefSeq lists its product as uncharacterized. The transcript is spliced from 6 exons. NCBI's taxonomy places the organism in Eukaryota, Metazoa, Arthropoda, Insecta, Coleoptera, Tenebrionidae. The record is from RefSeq and is a predicted model, not a curated record. The coding region runs from base 62 to 1606 and encodes 514 amino acids.